This is a messenger RNA of Closterium sp. Yama58-4, 525 nucleotides long. The record is from the annotation of a GenBank genome assembly. NCBI's taxonomy places the organism in Eukaryota, Viridiplantae, Streptophyta, Zygnematophyceae, Desmidiales, Closteriaceae.
AUGGCCGUGACUCUCCCCAUGACAGCUGUCAUGCUCCCAUUGGCCCGUCCCAUCGUGCGCAUUGUCUUUCAGCGUCGUUCCUUUGAUGCCUCAGCGACCAAUCUCGUCUCCUCACUCCUCUCGUGCUACCUCCUCGGCUCCCCCUGCUACCUGGCCCGUGAUGUCCUCGUUCGUCUCUUCUACUCCCUCGCUGACGGCACCACGCCCUUCCUUAUAAGCACAUUCGCUAUAGCGGCCAACGCGGUUCUGGAUUUUCUCUUCGUGAGCCGCUGGGAGUUUGGCCCACAGGGUCUUGUGCUUGCUACAGCCGCUGUGAACACUGCUUCGGCUGUAGCGCUGCUGUGGCUGGCGCACAGGAGAAUGGGAGGCCUCCCUCUCUCGCUCUGGUGGCCCUCCUUCUCCAUCCUUUUCCAAUCAGCCGCUGCUACAGCCAUCACAGUCACAGCCACACAUAACUCCUCUCUGCCGCGCUUACAGCCGCCUCUCACUCUCUCUCCUUGCGUCCCACUUGGGUGUGGUUACUAG